This is a messenger RNA of Hippoglossus stenolepis (Pacific halibut), 3876 nucleotides long. RefSeq names its product G-protein coupled receptor 22. The transcript is spliced from 3 exons. Gene Ontology annotation, biological process: G protein-coupled receptor signaling pathway. Bases 1742 to 3058 code for a protein of 438 amino acids. Gene Ontology annotation, cellular component: membrane. Gene Ontology annotation, molecular function: G protein-coupled receptor activity; peptide binding. Lineage: Eukaryota; Metazoa; Chordata; Actinopteri; Pleuronectiformes; Pleuronectidae. The record is from RefSeq and is a predicted model, not a curated record.
UGUCACAGUCAGUGGCAGGAAAGAGAGGAUAGAGUCGGAACAAAAAGGAAAUACCUCCCCUCGCUGGAGAGGAAAGGGUUAAGCCUAUUACAGAAGACCAAUCAGGAAUGGGGGAGCACUGCAAACCUCCGCAGUAAGAGAGAGAGAGAGAGAGAGAGAGAGAGAGAGAGAGAGAGAGAGAGAGAGAGAGAGAGGGAACGAGGGAGCAGGGAGAGAGAAGAGAGCAGAGCAGAAGAUAGAGAGAUACCAGGAGUGUAACGGUGUGUGCUCCUAUCCAGACACUGAGGCAGGGAGAGAGCACAACAGACAGUUGAUGAGAUGAGGAGCAUUUACAGACCACACGGAUGGAUGAGAGGAAAACCAGAGGCAAGGGAAGAAAAAGAAGAAUCCCACCAACAUCCCUGUCAGGAGUAAUCUCUGUGGACUUGUUUUUUCUCCCUGCCCAAGACUCAGGAAGGAAAGAGCAGCUGACAGUAGUGUGACCCUUGUGCAUUCCUAAAUAUUCAAUCCUAAUUCCUGGAUUACCGCAGAGGGCAUCAGAAACCAGUCUGGAAAUUUGUAUACAUCUGUCGACCUAGAUUGUUGCAGAGGUGGGGAAAGGAGAGGGGGCAGCGUGGUGUGUGUGGACCGGUCCCGGAGCAUCUGUGUUUACCCUGCAUGGUCACUGUGAAGGAAGGAUGUGGGGCUGACUGACAGACAAAUGAUGAUGUGUGUAUCUCCUUGUUGUCUGGGGUCUUUUUUCGAGAGUCUACUACCUACGGCGGGUGGGCGCUCUGUCUGACAAACUCACUUCUACUACCUCAUGAGGAUGACCUUCCCCUGAAUUGCAAAAUCAACUUCCCUCCUAGGCGCAUAUAAAUACUGGUGAUCACAAUGAUCAAAGUUCAUGGUGAUUGGAUACGUAUGCACGCAAAUAGUCUGCUCCACUCGAGCCCUCUCCCGUGAUUGAGGGUUCAGCAUGUCAAAGGGCAAACUGGACACCUGUGCUGGAUUUUCAAGUCAGUGGCGACUGGAGCCAGGCGUACAGAGACUGAUGAGAAAGGUGGAGAGUGAAGGUCAGUUCCGUUAGCGAUCCCAGGGGACACAGGGUCCGGGACGCUGCCCGGACACACUGACCUCUGCUGGACAGAUUCUGGACGUUAUGAUGCCGUAUACUGGGGGAUCGACAUGGCUGACUGACAAACUCUUGGAGUACAAGCUAAUGGAUGUAACAGUUUUUUUACAUUUACAGAUCUGACGGCUACCUUCUCACUGGGGACAAAAAAAAGCAAGGAUUUGGAUCGUACUAUGAGCAGCACAUUCCACCCCUGUGCAGGGGAAAGAGUCUGUGUUCCUUUGUUUUCUUCGUUGGCUGUGUUUCUCCUGUCUGGGAAUAUCAUGAGAUUAUAAACAGGAGGUGGCUCCGACAUUUUAUUCCUGCUCCACUCAUCCCUCAGAGCUCCCACCAUCACCAAAGCAAACGGACCAGAGAUCUGAGAAAGAGCCUGUAGGUGACGUUAGCCGACAUCCACCGGGUGCAGCGGGCUGAUUCCUCAGCUUUCUUGUCCUUGUGGACAGGAAGAAGUAGCUCAUAGACAGUUGAGUCAGACAGGUGCUUCUCUGGCUGUCAGCCUCUCUGGGAGGACCAAGUGGUGGAAAGGAAAAGCCUUCGCUUGGGGGGCCUGGCUCUGUGGAUCCAACAUGGACUCUAUGGCCUGACUGCACAGCCCUGCUAUUCAGAUAGUGCUGGAGGGAAGGGAUAAUGCAUAUCCUUCCCAACCUGGAACAAGAAGCCACCAUGAGCAACGUCACAGUCACUGACAACACGGAACCUAUCAGCCGCACCAUGAGUCCGGCAACCCCGAGCCCGUACCCCUAUCCUGUUAGUUUUCAGGUCUCCCUGACUGGCUUCCUCAUGCUGGAAAUCCUCCUGGGGCUGAGCUCUAACCUCACUGUGCUUGCCCUCUACUGUAUGAAGUCGAACCUCAUUAGCUCUGUCAGUAACAUCGUCACUAUGAACCUCCAUGUGUUGGACGUGCUGGUGUGUGUGUGCUGCAUCCCCCUCACCAUCGUGGUGGUGCUGCUCUCCCUGGAGGGGGACACUGCGCUCGUCUGCUGCUUCCAUGAAGCCUGUGUCUCCUUCGCAAGUGUUGCCACUGCUGCUAAUGUGCUCGCCAUCACCCUUGAUCGUUAUGACAUCUCAGUUAAGCCAGCUAACCGGGUGCUGACCAUGGGCAGAGCCCUGGCCCUGCUGGCUUUCAUUUGGGUGUUAUCCUUUGUUAGUUUCCUUGUACCCUUUAUUGAAGUGGGCUUCUUCGCCCAGGGCCAUGCUGAGCUGAACCAGACAGUGGUGGAGAAUGUGGUUCACACCAACCAGUACUAUACAGAACUUGGCUUGUAUUACCACUUGCUUGCUCAGAUUCCUAUUUUCUUCUUUACUGCUGUUGUCAUGCUCAUCACCUAUUCAAAGAUCCUGCAAGCGCUCAAUAUUCGCAUUGGCACACGUUUCCACAAUUCACAGAAGAAAAAGGCUCGCAGGAAAAAGCAUCCAUCCAUGACGCCCAUGACAACGCAGCAAGAGGCCACUGAUGGACCACAGAGCAGUGGCAGCCGAAUGCCCACACUGGGCAUGCGUACCUCUGUCUCUCUAAUCAUUGCCUUGCGCAGGGCUGUUAAACGCCACAGAGAAAGGCGAGAACGCCAAAAAAGAGUUUUCAGGAUGUCCCUCCUGAUAGUGUCUACUUUCCUCCUGUGCUGGACACCAAUCACGGUACUCAACACAAUCAUCCUGAGUGUGGGCCCCAGUGACCUGAUGGUCAAGUUAAGACUGGGCUUCCUGGUCAUGGCUUACGGGACCACUAUCUUUCACCCUCUGCUCUAUGCCUUCACGAGGCAGAAGUUCCAGAAAGUCUUGAAAAGCAAGAUGAAGAAAAGAGUUGUGUCCAUCAUCGAGGCAGAUCCUACACCUAAUAACGCCAUCAUCCACAACUCCUGGAUCGACCCAAAGAGGAACAAAAAGGUGACAUUUGAGGACAAAGAUGCCCGACUGAAAUGUCUGUCUUCUGUGGAUGUGGAGUGAAGGAACCCAUUACUCCGUCAAUAAAAGCAGCUAAAACUGACAUCAGGUUAUGAUGAAAAAGGGAAAACAUUAAUCCAAAGCAGUAAUGUAAAUAAUAUAUGUAACAGAAUGUACAAAAAGAAGAGGUGGAUAAUUUAUUACUAUUUAUUGAGAACAAAAGUAGCUUUCAUAGAUGUACCAUAUACUGUACUGUAGAUAUUGCAUGGCUUUUUGUAACUGUAGCAGCAAAUUGUCAGUGUUUCCAAUUAAUUAGGUUAUUAAUGCCUAACUUGUCCCACCACUGAUUCUUAAUGAACCCCCCCAAAAAAACACUUCUCAUAAUAACAUGAAAGAUUUAUAGCGGAGUGUUUUGCGCCAUUGCUUCAUUAGAGCUACGCGCCCUUGGCUCCACUGUCUGUCUGUCUGGCUCCGUCUCCCCCUACCAACAAACUGACAACAGACCGGCAGCACCAGGAGAAAUCCAACCAUGUCAGUUUUACCAUCUCUGGCAGGACUCUGUAUAUUAUCAGUCAUUUCUGCUUUAGAUCUGCGUAUUCCAAUGCCAGGCAUGCAUUUCUCAACAGGCAGGCAGACAUCACCAUAACACCACCACAACCCACCACAGAUAGAAUCAAAUUCAGUGGGAAACACUGCAUAAAGUACAUUGUGUACAUAUAUGAUAGAUGUAAAGCAUAGGGUAAACAAGGUAUAUAAAUAGAGAGAAAAGUAGGAAUUGUUUAUAUGUAUAUGUAUAUUUAUAAUAAAUUGUGUGUUCACUCACCUAAGGCAGCCAAAGGCUUCCUAUUCUUCCCAAAAGUAAAGUGUUUGUGAUUGUGUAA